Phytomonas sp. EM1 is the source of this 465-nucleotide messenger RNA. The record is from the annotation of a GenBank genome assembly. NCBI's taxonomy places the organism in Eukaryota, Euglenozoa, Kinetoplastea, Trypanosomatida, Trypanosomatidae.
AUGCUCGAGCACUCCGUGGUGGCGGUUCAGCUAUCGUCUGUGGACGUUUCGCCGGCACUUGCCUCUCCGCAUGCCGGAGUGGGAAAGAAGGCGGGAAGCGGCGUUAGAAGCGAUGCAUCCCACGAGCCCGACCCCCCGACGACCCAGGUGGUGAGUUUAGCGAACCUCCCGAACGGUUUUCAGGUUUCGUGCUUUGGCUACAUCGAGAGCACGGAGCAGGAGCUGUUGGCAGGACAGAUUGCAAUUCGUUUACCGAUCAAACGAGAUGUCAUGGAGCUGGUGAUGACAAAAGGGAUCUCCACAGGGAUAUAUGGGGCCUCAGGGGCGCAAGCAAAGGGUGAUGCAGGCAAAGAAGGCCGCGUUGAAGCCUCAGGAACUUCCUCUGCAUCCCCACACGUACGCAUUUCAAUCGCGUUCUCUGAAGCUGUUCAGAGGGAAACUUGUUUUAUGGAGGGCUACCCAUGA